This is a messenger RNA of Erpetoichthys calabaricus (reedfish), 1221 nucleotides long. Its product is annotated as translational activator of cytochrome c oxidase 1-like. The coding region runs from base 126 to 992 and encodes 288 amino acids. Lineage: Eukaryota; Metazoa; Chordata; Cladistia; Polypteriformes; Polypteridae. The transcript is spliced from 6 exons. Gene Ontology annotation, cellular component: mitochondrion. The record is from RefSeq and is a predicted model, not a curated record.
UGCGUAGGGCCAAAUCUCCACGAGUGUUGCAGCCCGUCGGCUCCUAUUUUCCGUUACACUGAAGACAGAAGUUAAUGGCAACUGGAGUGCGCGACAAGGACUUGAGACCCAUCUGACAGCGGCCCAUGGCGAUGGCUGCCCUGCGCCCGGCCUUGCGUGGCAUGUGUGUCCACUUGCGGUGCCAGCUGCUGCUGCAUGCUCACCUCGAUGUGCCCCGCGCCCCGCUGCACUUGAGCCCCCCCGCCUCCGCCGGGCACAACAAGUGGUCCAAAGUGAAAAACAUCAAGGGGCCCAAGGAUGCUGCCCGGAGCCGCCUGUUCAUGAAGUUUGCCAUGAUGAUCAGGCUCGCCGUCAAAGAUGGAGGAGCAAACCCAGAGUUCAACCAGCACCUCGCCAACGUCAUCGAGCAGUGCAGAGCCAAGAACAUGCCCAAAGCGUCCAUCGAGGCGGCCAUCAAGGGAACGGAUAAAUCCAACGCAUCUGUCUACUCGCUCUACGAGGCCCGCGGCCCCGGGGGGUCCUCUCUGUUGAUUGAGGUGCUAACUGACAACAGCACGCGCUCCCACCAGGCCAUCAAGCACAUCCUCGGCAAGAACGGGGGGUCAAUGUGUAAUGGCGCCAGACACAAUUUUGAACGAAAGGGGGUAGUGUUGGCAGCAGCGGAGGACCACGAGAAGAGUAUGGUGCCCCUGGAGAGAGCCCUGGAGCUCGCCAUCGAGGCCGGAGCAGAGGAUGUGCGAGACACGGAGGACGAGGAGCGGCCCCUGCUGCAGUUCGUCUGUGACGUCUCCUCUGUCCACUCGGUCCGAGAAUCGCUAUCGGCUCUGGGGGUCCAGACGGUCUCGGCCAGCCUUGAGUACGUCCCCUGCACGAUGGCCCAGCUGUCCGACGCUGACCUGCAGUUGGCGUCCCGUCUGAUCGAGCUGCUCAACGACUCUCAAGACGUGCUACGUGUGUACGACAACAUCGAGGCCCAAAGUGAGCAGGACUGAGGGGCAGCGAGUGGGCGUUGGUGUCUGGGGAGCCUUUGUGAACGUCGCCGGGGGACUGUGGGUGCCACACUGGCACAGGCCUGGCGCCGUCUCCGUUAGUUUCUGUUAUUUAAUCAACUUGCACACUUGGCUUGUGGUCUGCCAUGUGCAGCGUGACUGGCACCUCUUGAACUAUGGAAAUGACGAGACCCCCUAAAUAAAAUGCUCUUCAGUCUCCAUCUGCACUGUG